AUGUCAGAAGAUUACUUGCAGGCGGCGCGUCGACAGGAAGGGAAUGAGGCGCGAACAUUUUCUCAGAUGGAGUUCGAUCAGUGCCUUUGCGCCAUCCAGACACACCUUCUCACCAUGUGCGGUAGAACCUUGGUAAGUGCAGGCCUUCCAGACCCAUCACAGGCAAGUUCAACUCUGUCCGACCAGCCUCUUGCAAGGGAGACCAACUACGACCGUGCCGCGUUGCUUGAGCAAGUACGACAACAAGAACCGACACUAACCGACGAUCAACGUUCGGCGUAUGACGCAAUUUGUGACCAGGUACAGGCAAGUGACGGUGGGUUGAUUUUCCUCGACGCACCCGGUGGUACAGGUAAGACGUACGUCACAAACGUACUUCUUGCAAAGGUUAGAUCAGGUGGACACGUUGCCUUGGCUGUUGCCUCUUCCGGAAUAACAGCCACAAUCUUGGCUGGUGGUCUGACUGCUCACUCCACGUUCGCUUUGCCCUUAGAUCUGCACCGCCUUGAGGAGCCAACCUGCUCGAUCGCCAAAGAUUCUGAGAAAGCAGCGCUCCUUCGUGAGGCUGUGCUGAUCGUGUGGGACGAAUGCACGAUGUCAUACAAGCAUGCUUUCGAGGCUGUCGACAGGACUUUGCGAGACCUGCGCAGCUCUAAUUCCUUGAUGGGUGGUGUGACGGUUGUGAUGUCCGGUGACUUUCGCCAAACGUUGCCUAUUGUUCCUAGAGGCACUUCUGCUGAUGAGAUCAAUGCCUGCAUCAAGUCUUCGGCAUUCUGGCGUUCCGUGGUGAAGUACACACUUACCACAAACAUGCGAGUUCUGCGUAGCAGUGAUACCAAUGCGGGUCAAUUCUCUGCGCAGCUCCUUAAAGUCGGCAACGGUGCAAUACCCGUUCUGCCUUCAGGCAAAAUUGCGGUUCCGAGUGAUCUCGCACAGAUUGCUGCUUCCCAAGAAGACAUUCUUGCCCUCAACACCAACAAAAGCACCAACAACCACACCACCACCACCAACAAAAACAACACCACCACCACCAACAACAACAACAACACCAACAGCCACACCAACAACAACACCAACAAAAACACCAACGCCAACAUCAACAACAAAACCAACGACAACGACAAUGACAACUCCAACAACAACACCAACAACAGCACCAACAACCACACCGACAACAACAUCAAUAACAACAACAACAACAACAACAACAACAACAACAACAACAACAACAACAACAACAACAACAACAACAACAACAACAACAACACCAACACCUACAACAACAACAACAACAACAACAACCCCAAAACUAACAAUAACAACAACAACAAGGACCACGACAACAACAACAACAACAACAACAACAACAACAACAACAACAACAACAACAACAACAACAACAACAACAACAACAACAACAACAACAACAACAACAACAACAACAACAACAACAACAACAACAACAACAACAACAACAACAACAACAACAACAACAAAAACCAACAACAACACCAACAACAACACCAACAACAACUCCAACAACACCAACAACACCAACAGCACCAACACCAACGACGACAACAACAACAACAACAACAACAACAACAACAACAACAACACCAACAACAACACCAACAACGACACAACAACAACAACAACAACAACAACAACACCAACUACAACGAAAACAACGACAACAACACCACCAACAACAACAACAACACCAACAACACCAACAACAACACCGCCACCAACAACAACAACAACAACACCAACAACAACACCAACAAAAACACCAACAACAACACAAACACCAACACCAACACCAACACCAACACCAACAUUACCAAAAACACCUACACCAACGAGGACAACAACAACAACACCAACACCAGCGACAACAACAACAACGACAACAACAACAACACCAACAACAACAAUAACAAAAACAACAACAACAACGACAACAUCAACAACAACAACAACACCAAAAACAAGAACACCAACAACAACAACAACAACAACAACAACAACAACAACAACAACAACACCAACAACAACACCAACAACGACAACGUCAACGACAACAACAACACCAACGACAACGACAACAACGACAACGACAACAACGACCACAACGACAACAAUAACAAUAACAACAACACAAACAAAAACAACGUCAACGACAACAACAACACCAAAGACAACAACAACGACAACGACAACCACGAUAACAACAACAACAAAAACACCAACAACAACACCAACAACAACGUCAACAAAAGCACCAACACCAACGAAAAACGGCAACAAUGACAACGACAACAACAACGACAUCAUCGACAAAAACAACAACAACAACAACAACGACGACGACAACAACAACAACAACAACAACAACAACAACAACAACAACAACAAAAACAACAACACUAA
Sycon ciliatum is the source of this 2436-nucleotide messenger RNA. Its product is annotated as GATA zinc finger domain-containing protein 14-like. Gene Ontology annotation, biological process: telomere maintenance; DNA repair. The transcript is spliced from 3 exons. Gene Ontology annotation, molecular function: DNA helicase activity. The record is from RefSeq and is a predicted model, not a curated record. NCBI's taxonomy places the organism in Eukaryota, Metazoa, Porifera, Calcarea, Leucosolenida, Sycettidae.